Molecule: messenger RNA, 2345 nt
Organism: Pipistrellus kuhlii (Kuhl's pipistrelle)
Lineage: Eukaryota; Metazoa; Chordata; Mammalia; Chiroptera; Vespertilionidae
Gene: TPM1
Product: tropomyosin 1
Exons: 10
Coding region: 107-1087 (326 amino acids)
Biological process (GO): actin filament organization; cardiac muscle contraction
Cellular component (GO): actin filament
Molecular function (GO): actin filament binding
Source: RefSeq, a predicted model, not a curated record
CCGGCGGCCUCGCUCGCACUCCGGCUCGGCCGCCCCUCCGCGCUCGCCCCGCCGCUCCCGCCGCUCCCGCCGCCGCCGCCGCCCCCGGCCCCGCGCCGCCGCCGCCAUGGACGCCAUCAAGAAGAAGAUGCAGAUGCUGAAGCUCGACAAGGAGAACGCCUUGGACCGAGCAGAGCAGGCGGAGGCCGACAAGAAGGCGGCGGAGGACCGGAGCAAGCAGCUGGAGGAGGACAUCGCGGCCAAGGAGAAGCUGCUGCGGGCGUCGGAGGACGAGCGGGACCGGGUGCUGGAGGACCUGCACAAGGCGGAGGACAGCCUCCUGGCCGCCGACGAGACCGCCGCCAAGCUGGAAGAUGAGCUGGUGUCGCUACAAAAGAAGCUCAAGGGCACCGAAGAUGAGCUGGACAAGUACUCCGAGGCUCUCAAAGAUGCCCAGGAGAAGCUGGAGCUGGCGGAGAAGAAGGCCACCGAUGCCGAAGCCGAUGUUGCUUCUCUGAACAGACGCAUCCAGCUGGUUGAGGAAGAGUUGGAUCGAGCCCAAGAGCGUCUGGCAACAGCCUUGCAGAAACUGGAGGAGGCUGAGAAGGCAGCAGAUGAGAGUGAGAGAGGCAUGAAAGUCAUUGAAAGUCGAGCCCAAAAGGAUGAGGAGAAAAUGGAAAUUCAGGAGAUCCAACUGAAAGAGGCCAAGCACAUUGCUGAAGAUGCCGACCGCAAGUAUGAAGAGGUGGCCCGUAAGCUGGUCAUCAUUGAGAGCGACCUGGAACGUGCAGAGGAGCGGGCUGAGCUCUCAGAAGGCAAAUGUGCCGAGCUUGAAGAAGAGUUGAAAACUGUGACCAACAACUUGAAGUCACUGGAGGCUCAGGCUGAGAAGUACUCUCAGAAGGAAGACAAAUACGAGGAGGAGAUCAAGGUCCUUUCUGACAAGCUGAAGGAGGCUGAGACUCGGGCUGAGUUUGCGGAGAGGUCAGUAACUAAGUUGGAGAAAAGCAUUGAUGACUUAGAAGAGAAAGUGGCUCAUGCCAAAGAAGAAAACCUUAGUAUGCAUCAGAUGCUGGAUCAGACUUUACUGGAGUUAAACAACAUGUGAAAACCUCCUUAGCUGCGACCACAUUCAUUCAUGUUUUCGUUGUUGUUUUUUGUCUUAUUUUGUGUUUUUGAUUUUGUUUUGUUUUUAACACCAUGCUUACCAUGAAACCCCUUAAAUACAUUUUUAUUUACUUUUACCACUGUCACAAAAACACAAGUAUGGCUGCAUCAUGGGCUGGGGAAACACACACACACAAAUACACAAAGGCAGGCAUGUGACAGAGCGAGGGCGAUUUCAAUGUGCCAUUUCCCAGGUUGACGUUGCCACAUUCAUGGGGUAUGCUUAGUCAGUCUAGCAACCCUCACUGAAGCAGAAAGAUUUCCACUCAGAGUGCCAACGACACAAUCAGCAGGAAGAUCGCUGUGGGAAACAAUCAGGUGUGGAUUGGUGCUACGUGAAACAAAAGGUCCCACUGUGGUCUUUUGUUCGAUGUUGUACAAUGUAGAAUUCUAUCCAACACUAAUUUAUUUUGCCUUGAGUUUUACUAUGAGACGAGACUGUGGAUUCUGUAUGUCCGAAUUCAUUAAAGCCAGGAGUUUGUAAGCCACGCUGAUCUUUCAGGACUUCUAUUUCCUUCUAAUCAGCACACUUGGAUAGUAGGCAAUGUGGGUUUCCACUCUUUCUGUGUCCUCAUGUUAAAGUGGAAGUUUAGGCACUACAUACAAUUGAUAAAGAAAAAAAACAUUUCCUUACGAGUGCUAACCACAGUAGCUCCCUUCCCUUUAUCCACGGGGAUAAUGGAUCCCUGAGACCAUAGAUAGUACGGAACCCUGUAUUCUGCGUGUGUUUUCCUGUACCUACAUCCCUUUUCACUUGGGGAGCACUUUACAGCUUCUCUUUGACAUGUCUGAAUUGCCACUGUCUCUACUCUUGCACUUUGGGGCCAUUAUUAAGUAAAAUAAGAGUCACUUACACACAAGCACUGUGAUACUGAGACAGUCAAUCUGUAACCAAAAGGGCAACUAAGUGCCCAGAGGGCGGGGGUCGUAGAGUGUGGAGAUGCUGGACCAAGGGACGAUGCAUGUCCUGGGCGGGACAGAACGGAGCCACACAAGAUUUCAACACGCUUCUCAGAGCGACGCGCAGUUUAAAACGUAUGAAUUGUUUAUUUCUGAAAUCUUUAAUAUUUUUCAACCAUGGUUGACCUUCGUUAACUGAAAUCGAGGACCAUGAAACCGUGGAUAAGGGGGGACUACUGUACAUAAAGACAUUGUAUAAUGAUAUGGAAUAAAAUGCACAUUGUAGGACAUUUUCUAAA